AUGGUUCAAAAACCAUUCCCAACCAACCGUGACAAACGCCAAUAUGGUGUGUUCGAGUUGCUGCACUUCGACAUCUGCGGGCCAAUGGAACAAGUUUCGAUCGGCGGCAGCAGAUGCUUACUGCUUGUGGUUGACGAAGCCAGCGGUUGCAUGAAGGGCUUCUGUCUGCGGUCCAAGUCUGAGAGUGAAGACUGUAUCAAGAACCACAUUAUCAAGAUUCAAACUCAGUUCGGCACGAAGAUCAAGUUUGUUCGGCACGAUGGAGCGCAUGAGUUUGCGACCAACUCCAUCAAGACCUUCUACGAAGAUCAUGGUAUUGAACAACAGAUCACGGUGCCGUAUGCACACCAGACCAACGGCACCGCAGAACGCGCGAUAAGGACCAUCGUCACGAUCGGACGCAGCUUGUUGCAUCAUGCAAAGCUGGAGAAGUGUUUCUGGGCUGAAGCGGCAAUGACGGCGAUCUACAUCAAGAACCGCCUGCCUUCACCCAAGAUCGACCACAAGACUCCGUUCGAGAUCGUGUACAAGUCGAAACCAAGUGUCAAGCACAUGCGCGUGUUUGGAUGUCGGGCGUUUAUCCUGACACCAAGGGAGAAGCGAUUGAAGUGGGACCCGAAGGCUUGUGAAGGGAUGUUCAUGGGCUACGAAGAAGCGUCAAAAGCUUAUCGAGUGUACGACAUUGAGGCGGGCCAAGUGGUGAUCAGUCGUGACAUCACCUUCGACGAAUCGACUUUUGACUUUUCGAUGGACCGACCAAGUGACGAUGAUGAAGAUGCGGAGUUGGACCUCGACCUCCUGGCGAUCAACGAGGACGACGUGCGUCAAACCGUCUACAAGCAGACUGGCAAGCGCAAGAGUGAAGCAAGACCCGGCAUGUCACGGUCAGCUCGCCCUCGAACUGGGUUGGAACAAGCAAGUGCGCCGGAACACGUCUCCAACCGUCACCAGAAACGACGAUCAAGUGCUCCAGAAACGAUGUCUGAUGACGAAGAAGAUGCAAGCGUGUACGAUCAAGAUGACGACUCGACGCCUCCAACAUUUUGGCGUGCAAGUGCAAACGCAGUGGAAGCAACGGACCUAGCAGAACCUGUGACUUUUCAAGACGCGAUCAAUGGUCCUGAUCAAACUCACUGGCGAAAUGCUGUGAAGGCGGAACUCAAGUCGAUGCAUCUUCGUGGAGUUUUCCGUGCGGCAAAACUGCCAAGAGGCCAAGGCGCGAUCGGCACCAAGUGGGUGUUCAAGAUCAAGCGCAAAGCGGAUGGAUCGGUCGAGAAAUACAAGGCGCGUCUCGUUGCCAAGGGCUUCAAGCAGAAGUACGGCAUCGACUACACAGAGACGUUCUCGCCCGUGGUCAAGUACGUGACACUGCGUAUGGUGAUCGCGAUCACCAAGUAUUUCGACUGGCCACUGGACCAACUCGAUGUGGUGACAGCCUUUCUCUACGGAGUGAUGAAGGAGAAGGUGUACUGCGUGAUACCAGAAGGCGUCGAGAUGGAUGGCGACUUCGACUGUCUCGAGUUGGUGAAGGCGAUCUACGGUCUCAAGCAAGCUUCACGUGUGUGGAACGAGACUUUCGACGAGUUCGUAUGCUCCAUCGGUUUCGAAGCGUCGGCGUUCGACCCAUGUCUCUACAUCAAGGUUGUCGACGGUCACUGUGUGCUCGUGCUGGUCUACGUGGAUGACGUGUUGGUCACCGGCAGCUCGCUCGAGUUGAUUGCGCAGACGAAGGCCGACCUCAAGACGCGUUUCGAGAUGACCGACAGUGGCAAGUGUACUUUUGUACUGGGCAUCGAACUGGUGGACGAAUCGGAUGGCAGCGUGACAAUGUGCCAGCGACGGUAUGUCAACGACAUCCUCAAGCGCUUCGGCAUGGAUGAGUGCAAGGCCACAGCAAGUCCGGUCGACUUGAGCACUCGGCUUGUCGCAAGCACCGAAGCGGCCAAGAUCGACGUUCCGUUUCGUGAAGCUGUGGGAGCUUUGAUGCACUUGACGACUGCGACGCGCCCGGACAUUGCGUAUGCUGUGGGGUACGUCUCGCGCUUCAUGGAGAAUCCGCAGCAAGAACAUUGGACGGCGGUGAAGCGCAUCUUUCGUUACUUGCAAGGGACCAAGUCGCACGGACUCCGCUUCCAGCCAAGCGACAAGAUCGACUUUCGUGGCUACUCGGACGCGGACUGGGCCGGCGACCACGCUGAUCGCAAGUCGACUUCGGGUUACACUUUCAUGCUGAUGGGUGCUCCUGUGAGUUGGGGAAGCAAGAAGCAGUCAAGUGUGUCGCUGUCGACGAGUGAAGCGGAAUACAUCGCACUGAGUCUGGCCAUCCAGGAAGGCAAGUGGGUGCAUCGCCUGCUAUGCGAGAUUUUGGCGGCCGCAAACGAACCAGGACCGGACCUCGUCAUCCGUGAAGACAACCAGUCGUGCAUCAAGAUGACGAAGAAUCCGGUGAAUCAUGGCCGCGCCAAGCACAUCGACAUCAAGUACCAUCACAUCCGUGAUGAGGUCAAGCGCGGGGAAGUGCAGCUCGAGUAUUGCGAGACUUCCGUGAUGAUGGCGGACAUCAUGACCAAGGGACUUUCGGGACCUCGUCACAAGGACUUGACGACGGCUCUCGGCAUUCGUGCGAGUUCGGAUUGA
Molecule: messenger RNA, 2637 nt
Organism: Peronospora matthiolae
Lineage: Eukaryota; Oomycota; Peronosporomycetes; Peronosporales; Peronosporaceae
Source: the annotation of a GenBank genome assembly